AUGUCUACAAGCUCAAUCUCAAAUGCCGCAGGCGGCAGCGGCAGCAGCAGCAGCGGUAGCGUGCUCCUGGUCAACGGCAAGAUCUUCCAGGCCUCGGCGGCGACGGCGGCGGACAGCGACCAGAGCCAAGGGCCGCCGCGAUUCCAGCCGUGCAUGCUGGUGCAGGACGGCAUCAUCACGCACGUGGGCGCCGCGACGGAUGCGCCCAUCGUCGCGGCGCAGCAGGCCGAACCGUCGCUCACGACGCGGGACCUGGGCGGCCGCACCGUGAUCCCAGGCUGCAUCGACGGACACCUGCACACGCUGACCAUGGGCCAGACGCUGACCAAGGUGGCGCUGGACGGGUGCAAGAACUUGGAGGAAAUACGGGACAGGGUGUCGCGGCACGCGCGCGAGAACCCGGACCUCAAGCGCAUCAUGGCCAGCGGCUGGAUGUUCAGCAUGACGCCCGACGGCGUCCACCACAGCAUGCUGGACGACAUCGACCCCAGGCCCAUCUACGUCGACAGCAAGGACCUGCACCACGCGUGGCUCAACGCCGCCGCCAUCGCCGACCUAGGCUGUGAGGCCAGGCCGGAUCCCGAGGGCGGCAAGAUCUCGCGCGACGACAAGGGCGCCUGCACGGGCGAGCUGGCCGAGGCCGCCGUCUUCACCAUCGUCUGGCCGCACCUGGCCGCCGUCGCCAGCUUCGAGGAGCGCGUGGCCGCCGUCUCGGGCGCCGUCGACGCCUACCACGCCGCCGGCUACACGGGCAUGAUCGACAUGGCCAUGGACCAGAUGGCCUGGGAGGCCAUCCUCGAGGUGCGCCGCCGCCGCAUCGCCGCCCACGGCAGCUUCGGCAUGCGCGUCGCCGCCUACUGGCUCAUCAUCCCGGCCAAGACCGAGGCCGAGCACCUGGCCCAGGUCGACGUCGCCAUCGCCAUGGCGGCCAAGUACAGCAAGGACACGACGCCGGACUGCCGCAUCGUCGGCAUCAAGGUCGUGUGCGACGGCAUCAUCGACGCCUGCACCGCCUCGCUGCGGGAACCCUACACCUCCAACGCCGCGGACCCGGCCUCCAUCUGGAGCCGGGAGCAGCUCGCACCCGUCGUGGCCAAGGCCGACGCCGCGAACCUGCAGGUCGCGCUGCACGCCAUCGGCGACCGCACCGUCGAGAUGGUGCUGGACGUGAUCGAGGCCCACUGCCGACCGUCGCUGCGGCCGCGCGUCGAGCACCUCGAGCUGACCAGCGAGGCCGACGCCGCGCGCCUGGGCCGGCUAGGCGUGACGGCGAGCGUGCAGCCCGUGCACUCGGACCCGUCGAUCCUGCGCGCUUGGCCGAAGCUGCUGGGCCAGCACCGGUGCGGCCGCGCCUUUGCCUACAGCGAGUUCGCGGCCGGCGGCGCGCCGCUGGCCCUGGGGUCCGACGCCCCCACCGCACCCAACCACCCGCUGCAGAACCUCUACGUCGCCACCACGCGCCGCUCCGCCAGGGAGCCCGAGCUGCCCGACGCCUUCAACCCGCACUUCCGGCUGGGGCUGUGCCAGGCCGUGACCGCCGCGGGGGCGGGCGCCGCCUACAGCUGCUUCAUAGACGGGGAGACGGGGAGGCUGGACGUCGGCAUGCGGGCCGACUUUGUCGUCGUCGAUAUGGAGUGGGCUCCGGAGCGGUUGCUCGGGGCCAAGAUACUCGAGACCUGGUUUGGUGGGCGCAAGGUCUUUGAGGCUUGA
Messenger RNA from Pyricularia pennisetigena, 1710 nucleotides. RefSeq lists its product as uncharacterized. Lineage: Eukaryota; Fungi; Ascomycota; Sordariomycetes; Magnaporthales; Pyriculariaceae. Bases 1 to 1710 code for a protein of 569 amino acids. The record is from RefSeq and is a predicted model, not a curated record. Gene Ontology annotation, molecular function: hydrolase activity, acting on carbon-nitrogen (but not peptide) bonds. The transcript has a single exon.